Messenger RNA from Callorhinchus milii (elephant shark), 2408 nucleotides. Its product is annotated as G-protein coupled receptor 37-like 1. The transcript has 2 exons. The record is from RefSeq and is a predicted model, not a curated record. The coding region runs from base 37 to 1605 and encodes 522 amino acids. NCBI's taxonomy places the organism in Eukaryota, Metazoa, Chordata, Chondrichthyes, Chimaeriformes, Callorhinchidae. Gene Ontology annotation, biological process: positive regulation of MAPK cascade; adenylate cyclase-inhibiting G protein-coupled receptor signaling pathway. Gene Ontology annotation, molecular function: G protein-coupled peptide receptor activity. Gene Ontology annotation, cellular component: signaling receptor complex; plasma membrane.
UAUAUAUAUUAAUAUAUAUAUAUAUAAGGAACAAAAAUGAAUGUCUUCAUCACUGCCCUGCUCCUGGCUCAGAUCGCCCUGUGGGAACCCGCAGCCACUGGCAACCUUGCGAAAAGGGGCUCGGAUUUUGCGCUGGGCGUCUACGAAACCGACAGCGAACAGCAGCUGGGGUACCAGAGCCAAGGGAUGAUGAGCCCUGGGAUGGACAAGCAAGGACCAGGGGACACAUUCCGACACCAGUCACAGAGACGCAGACGCAGACACAGACGGGGGUCGGAUGGAGAAGAAACCUUUGCCCCCCUGGUACUUGUGCAACCAGCAAACCUGCAGCCCACCAGCCAGCCCAGAGCUGCCAGUGUCCACAUGGAUGUGUCUCCUCUGUCUCUGUCUCUGGGGGGGGAAGGAUGGUGGGUCAGGGGCAAUGCCAACCAGACUGCCCUGGCCCCCAGCAGGCAGACCCCUCGCCUCUCCAAAGGGCAGCUCAGGAGAGAGAAGGCUGAAAAGAGAUUCCAGUUAGAAAACACUCUCUACCCCAUCACCGACAGCUCCUACAGUGCCUAUGCUGUGAUGCUGCUCUCACUGAUUCUCUUUGCUGUUGGGGUGGUCGGCAAUCUGGCUGUCAUGUGUAUAGUUUGCCACAAUUAUUACCUGAAAAGCGCCUGGAACAAUAUCCUGGCCGGCAUGGCUUGCUGGGACUUUAUCAUCAUCUUCUUCUGUUUGCCUGUGGUCAUCUUCAACGAGAUUACUAAGAAGCGUCUGCUUGGAUUCGUUGGGUGCAAGAUUGUACCGUACUUAGAGAUCUCUUCUCUUGGGAUCACCACCUUUAGCCUGUGUGCAUUAGGCAUAGACAGAUUCCGUGCAGCAACAACAGCUCAGUCGCAGGCCAGACUGAUAGAAAGCUGUCGGUCCAUUGGGGCCAAGAUGUCUGUCAUUUGGAUCGGAUCAAUGUUACUAGCCGUCCCCGAGCUUCUCCUCUGGCAAUUGACGGAAGAGUCGUCUGUCGUCUCUGGAGUCACCACGGACUAUUGCACAGUCAAAACCUCGCUGGACCUGCCCGAAUACGUGUACGCACUCGUUCUUACCUACGAGAACGCUAGGAUGUGGUGGUAUUUCGGCUGUUACUUUUGCUUGCCCAUCACCUUCACAAUCAUGUGCCAGAUCGUGACCAGAAGGAUAAGAAGCAACGAGAAGAAAUCUGGUUGCAAAUUGGUUUGCCACAACGGCCAACAACAAAGUCAAAUGAACUACACCCUGAUCGGCUUGACCAUCCUCUACGGUUUCUGCAUUGUCCCCGAGAACGUCAGCAACAUUGUGGUGUCUUACAUGGCUUCCGAAAUCUCCAAAGAGACAGUGGACUUACUCAACAUCAUUAAUCAGUUCUUCCUUUUCUUUAAGUCCUCCGUAACCCCGGUGUUGCUCCUCUGCCUCUGUAAACCUUUGGGCCGAGCCUUCAUGGAUUGCUGUUGCUGCUGCUGUGAUGAAUGUACUUCUGAUGCCUCGGGAAGUGAUAGCCACGAGACCAAGUUGAAGACAGAAAUGAAAUCGAUUUUCUCUGACAAGCCCAAGGAAGCAUCGACAAUAAUGGCCAUGGGCACCCAGUGUUAAUGGAAGGCUUUUCAUAGUCACCAUGUGUUGGCCUUCAGCAAUCGCUAUGGAUCUAACAGAAGGUUAUCUCUCUCUUUUUUUUCACAGCUUAUAGUAAAGUGAACUAGUAGAUCAGCAAAGGUUAGUUAGCUCCCAGUCAGCCUUUGCCAACUGAUCUGUUCAGAUAAGUGUCUUAUAUUUUAUCUUCCAGAGUCUUGGCUUUCUUUCAGGCUGUGAGAAGUAUCAAAAAACAAGCAGUGAAAACUGAUCUAAUCAUUAAAAUGUGAUGAAGGGGGGCCUUUUGCAACAACAUACUAAUAUUUUCACUUGAUUCAUAAUACAUAAUUCGAUCUAUAGCGAGGUCUCUCCUGUGCAUUUAGAGCAAACUGUGUCUGACAUUUUAAUUAUUCAAUACAAGAUAUUGGUGAUCAGCUUCACUGGAUUAGCGCCACUCGUGACAUUUGCAUAGAGAACACUGGUUGUGCCAUGAAUAUAGCACUUAAUAGUCUUGCUGUGUGUAGUAUAUGCCAUUCAAUAACCAUGCAAUAAACGCCUUGUCUCUAGAUCUGUCUGUGUUGUCCGAUGAGAAUGAUGUUCGUUUCUUAAAAGCCUUACAAUGUACAUAAGGUAGUAACUAGAUACAACUACUAUCUUUUCAUGAAGAAUUAGAAACAUGGCUCUUUUCGUAUUCAUGGUAUUAUAUUUAGAAUAAUAAUACCACCAGCAGCUGUAUAUCCGCACAAGGGUGUGCUUUGCUCUGUAUUUACAAUGUUGUGGUGCCAUAGCAUUGUAUCAAAUAAAACUGUGAAUAUUAUUUCAGUUCU